Cottoperca gobio is the source of this 9355-nucleotide messenger RNA. RefSeq names its product protein tyrosine phosphatase non-receptor type 20 (gene ptpn20). Gene Ontology annotation, cellular component: cytoskeleton. NCBI's taxonomy places the organism in Eukaryota, Metazoa, Chordata, Actinopteri, Perciformes, Bovichtidae. Gene Ontology annotation, biological process: protein dephosphorylation. The record is from RefSeq and is a predicted model, not a curated record. Gene Ontology annotation, molecular function: protein binding; protein tyrosine phosphatase activity.
CCUUUACUGAGAGGACGUCAAAACAGCAAUGCGAUGAUCACAAGGAAUAUUUUGGAUCCGUGGUGGGAGCACUGAAGAUAAUACAAAGGAUCAGACCGCGCACAUAGGUUACAUAUGGUACCAGGUGCGUGCUUGGAAUGUGUGCAGGAUGAGCAGCACAUUUGUGACAUUAGCUGAAGUACUGGAGGCACGAGGGGGACCUCUGCUGGAGGAGGAGGUCUGGUCCCUGCUGCUGGGCACUGCAGAGUCUUUAGUGGAUGUCUCUUACAAGGGUCAGAACAAUAUGUGUUAUAUCAUAAGCCCCACCUCCUUGCUGCUGUCAGCCACUGGUACCUUAGCAUUUAAGAAUUGUGGCCUAUCAGAUGAGGUGUCCACCUUCACUGCUCCAGAGAUGCUGCAGGGCCGUGCCAGCUCAACCAAACCUGCCAUAGAGAGGAUGCUGGUGUAUUCACUGGGCAUGACUCUCUACUGGUCAGUUGAUUUUCACCUACCUCAAAAUCAGCCAGUCCAGUUGAGUGACCAUCUAAACAGUCUCCUGCUCAGCAUGUGUGAAGAUCUGGCCCACCGCAGGGUGAAUCUCAACUCCAUCCUGGAAGCCUGCGAAUCUCAGCAUAAAGCCACCAUCCUGCCGCCGCCCGCCUCAGUCAUCCGACAGCUGGUGGAGGAGGUUUUCCACGAUUCAAUGGACCAUGGCUCUCUGCCAGACAGUCAUGUCCCUUUGAGUGGCAGGAGCCAGAUGAUCAGAGAGAGACUUCAUGGAAAGAGAGGGCCACUUUCAGACUUCAGCGACGGCAGUGCUGAAGGGAGAAGAUACUCAACGGACUCUGACUCAAAGUCAGUUAGUUUACCUCAGAGAUCUUGGAGACAAAGACCAAGGAGCUCUCCCACACUGUUGUACCAAUCUUCUUUAGAAAGACUCCCUCGUGGGGUUCGUCACAGGGACAGCAACUGCAGUUGGCUUGGUAGGAGCCCCCAACACGACAUCUCUCCCAAGACAUCGGGCAGAUCUCACAGUCCUUCUAUCACCUUCAGCGAGUCCUCGCUCAGCCUGAGCCAUAGGAAAGCUAAGGCUCUGGGUCCUGAGUUUGUCAGAAUGCCAGACGAACAACACAUUGUUCUUGAUCUUCCAGGAUCCAUUGUGUCCAGAAAGGGUCGUUCAUGUUCGUCUCAGAGAGAAGUGACUGUAAUGCUGCUUAACGGACAGUACGUGGUGGUUCGCUGUGACAUUAAGUCCAAAGGGAGAGACGUGUUUGACAUGGUGGUGGCUCACGCAAACUUGGUGGAACACUUCUACUUUGGUCUUGCCUUUAUAGAUGAUGAUGAAUAUUUCUUUUUGGACCAUGAAACAAAAAUCUCCAAAAUUGCGCCUGACAGUUGGAGAAAAGGGCAGAUAUUGUCCUUUUUGGUGUUUCUUCGAGUCAAAUUUUUUGUUGAUGAUAUGUCCUUCAUUUUGCACAGACUGACUCGUCACCAGUACUACUUACAGCUGCGUAAAGAUCUCCUGGAGGACAGGCUUUACUGUAAUGAGGAGACAGGAUUGUUUCUGGCUGCUCUCGCUCUGCAGGCUGAGUUUGGGGAUUACAUGCCAGAGCUGUAUGGUAAGAAUUACUACCAGCCAGAGCAUUAUGUGUCCAAGAGGAUGCUAGAGAAGCUGGCUCUGCCCAAUGUCAAGGAAGAGUUGCCAAGACUACAUGCAAGUCACUCCCAGAUGCUGCCUGAAGAGGCAGAAAUAGAGUAUUUAAAGAUUGCCCAGCAGUUACCGGAGUAUGGGAUUAUGUUCCACCGUGUGGGGAGAGAUAAAAGGCCGAUGGUGGGAGAGCUGGUUUUGGGAGUCUGUGCCAAAGGAAUUAUUGUGUACGAGAUGAAGAACUACCUCCGGACUGUGAUCAGACGCUUCCUCUGGAGGGAAACCGACACUAUAUCCACUGGGCGCCGUAAGCUGAUUAUAGAGUGUGGCGGGCCCAGCGGGAAAAAGCACAGUUUUGUAACAGAAAGCUCAAAAAUAGCCCAGUACCUCCUGAACCUCUGCUCAGCACAGCACAAGUUUCAUAGCGAGAUGACAUCACGACAACUCAACCACACCAUCAUACCAGAUGAAAACAUUCUUAAGUACAUGUCAGUGUACCGGGAUCGUAACUUGAACCUGAAGCAGUUGUCCUGCUCAGAGGGCAUGUUGAACCAUGUGGGUUUGACACCUGGUCAACCAGACUCCCUCUCCAAGUCCUGUGACAACCUGACAGCCAAGCUAGAGGCGAGGCUGCGCCAGCAGAGGGAGAUGAGGAGGGAGAUGAGCAGAGAGCUGAACAAGGAGCUCACUGAAACAGGAGACCUCAGGGAAAUGAAAGAGCCACAGUGUUGGAGCACUCCAGAGUCGAUUCCCAGAGUGAUGUCCAGCAUGUCACUACAGAAGCAGGACUCUGAAGCCUCUUUCUCCAUACGAGUUGAUACACCAACGAGGACCCCACCAGAGAGAGAGAUAGUCUGUGUGACCCUGAAGAAAGAUCUCAAACUAGGCUUCGGCUUUGUGAUCGUGGGUGAGGACCAAACAGGUAAACUUGACCUUGGGAUCUUCAUUGCUUCCAUUGUGUCUGAUGGGCCCGCAGACAAAGAUGGACGAAUUAAACCCGGUGGACGUCUCAUCUCCCUAAACAAGACUAGUUUGGAAGGAGUGACGUUCAGUGACGCUGCUGCCAUCCUACAGAGCAGCCCUGACGAGGUGGAGCUUAUUGUGUCACAGCCUAAACAGUCUCUAAAGGAACGAUCGGGUUCCUUGAGUUACAGCACUCUGGGUUUGGCGUUGGAGAGGAGCUUUGGGUCCCAGACGACACUGAGCAGCGCAGAGUUCCGUCCGGUUAUGGAGGAACUGGAGGAGGCCAUCACUCUGUCCAACAUGGCAACCCAAAGACAGAGCAGGAGGCUUCACAUUCCUGUUGUGCGAAUACAUGACGCCAAGGAUUUGUGUUCCAGGUCUCCCUCUAUCUUAAGUUUGAAAACUGUGGAGCGGUUUAUAGUGGAGCUGAAGAAAAGCAGUGGUAGUCUUGGCAUCAGUGUUGCUGGAGGAAUAAACACCAAUGUGCGAUAUGGAGGCAUCUACAUCAAGAGUCUGGUUCUUGGAGGUGCUGCAGAGCAGGACGGGCGCAUUCAGAUCGGUGACAGACUGCUGGAGGUUGAUGGGUCCAACCUGAGGGGCGUGACUCACCCCCAAGCUGUCGAGUGCCUGAAGGGGACUGGGGAGGUGGUGAAUCUGCUAUUGGAAAGGGAACCAACAAUAAUCUUGGAGCCCAGACCUGACUCACCCUGCCCCCUCUUGGCCCACAGUUCAUCACAUUCACAGCCCCCUAGGACUGAAGUCUCCAUGGAAACGACCUUGAGUGGUCGACCCAAGGACUACAGCUUUGUGACUGAUGAAAACACACGUGAAGUGGUGCUGAAAAAGAGUUUGUCUGGCCUCGGCUUCAGCUUUAAUAUCUCGCAGCUGCAGUCGGGGCCAGACCGGGGCAGCGUGGUCCGCAUCAAACGUCUGUUCCCGGGUCAACCAGCGCUAGAGAGUGGCCUUCUGCAAGCUGGAGAUGUCAUUCUGUCUGUCAACAAAGAGCCUGUCAAGGACCUCUCUUACCAGAGAGUUUUGUUCCUGCUACGUGGAGCUCCAACUGAAGUUCAUCUGCUGAUCUGCCGACCAGGUCCUGGAGAGCUGUAUGAUGUGGAUGACAACACACUGACUCCUGCAUUCUUCCGUGAGGUUCGAUCUCGGUCUCUGGACAUCCGACUAGGAGAGGACUACAGCCAGCUCCUCAGGUUCCAAUAUGAAUCUAUGAUAUCUGCCCGGAAGCAGGCCCCCACCCCUGAGGAAGAUCUGACAAACACAGCAGAGGAAAGCCAAGAUCCUCCUGCAGCUCCAGCACUCCCGGAGACACAAGAGAGUCUUGACGGUAAAGUGCAUGCACACCAGACUCCUCCAUCUCGUCCUCGCUCACCCCCGUCGCCAACCUCACCUAUAUCACCUCCUUCACCUGUCUCGCCAGCCUCACCUGCAUCCCCAGCAUCACCUGGCUGUGGCUCUCCACUGGCUCAACCAAACUCACAACCAACCACUGGGACACAAGACGAAGAACAGGAAGUUGAAGCAAAGAAGAAGAACAAGGGCGGGGAAGAGGAAGAGGAGGUUGUAACGACAACAAGCUCAACUGUGAUGCUUAUGGAUGUGUGUCCCAAGGCUGGUUCGAAAUACAAAUAUGCAAGUGGAGUCAGAGAGGAGGCAGAUGGAAGUGUGACUUAUUGCCUGAUGGGAAAUGGACUGACUAUCAUGGCAGAUGAAGAGUACCUGACCAUCAGCUCCACACUGGAGUCUCCUCACAGCCUUCCCUCCACUCACACUCCAACAACCACCGUCACAGGCCUCCACUCUCACACCUCCAAGAGGUCCUCUAGUUUCAGCUCUCAGAAUCCGAGCCUCGGUCCUCACAUGCCCACUACCAACAUCUCGCCCCUCAGCCGCUCGUCUGACAGCCCGACCACUUGCUCCCUGUCCCGCUCAUCCCAGCCACUCACAACGCAGCCACCAAAAGCCAAGCACCCCCCGAUCCAGCAGGAGCUUCUUCCAAGUCACUCCAAAGCCAUCACUAAGAAUAGUAGGUCUAUGGUGCCUCCACCACGGCCUCCUGCUCCACCAUCGUUCCCCAUCACAUCCCAGGUCGUCCCCUCUGUGCCACCCUGUGCCAGUCCGCCUGCCCCAACGACGCAGCCCCCUCCUGCGCAGAGCCACACACAGCCCAAGGAAGAGCCGGAGAAGAGAGAAUACAAGGAUUAUGAUUAUGAAGAGACUGAGGAGGAGGAGGAAGAGAGUCGAAGAAAGGGAUUUGUUAAAGAGUUUGAGCUGACAGUGGUUCUGACCAAGUCCAGGAGUGGAAGCUUUGGUUUCACCAUCACUCGAAGCAAGCUGGACAACUGCUACUACAUACAGGAAAUACUGGACAACCCGGCCAAGGCAGAUGGACGACUCAGGGCAGGCGACAGGCUCAUCACGGUAAAUGGACAUGAUGUUACCAGUGUGGCAGAUGAUGUUGCCAUGACGAUUCUCAGGUCAACCCCGAGAAGACUGAAUAUGACCCUGGGCAGGGCCGUUACCAACCUGGUGGCCCCGCCGUCCUGUGACAGCCUGCCUGAUGUAGUUCUCUACAAGACACCGUCAGGACAGCUGGGUAUAAAGCUGACAGGAGGCAUCGGCAGCAAAUGGCAGGGCAUCUACUGUCUGCAGGUGGUGCCAGGCUCCCCGGCCAGCGAGGAGGGCAGCGUCCAACCCAAUGACAAGAUCCUCUACAUCUGUGGCAGGUGCACCCUGGGAAUGACCCUGGAGGAUGCAGUCAAAGCCUGCGAGAUCGCCCCUCGUAAAGUGAAGCUUAAAAUCUUCAGAGAGGAAACACCAGUGAACCCCAAGGCUAAGUGGAACGGUCUGUUUGACUGGAAAAAGGACAAGAAGUUCUUUCCUCGUCUUGAAGAACCCAUCUCUCCGGAUAGAGACUCUCCGACCGAAGAUGCUGAAGCUGUGUGUAGGACUCCUGGAAAUGUCAGAUGUCUCUCUCUCACACAAGAACACGGUAGUUGCAUCAUGCAAGUGGAGUUCACAAAAGCAGAAGGAGGAGGCCUUGGCUUUGCUUUAAUUGGGGGAACUAAUGGCAGCAUGCUCAGAGUGAAAGACAUCUGCUCUGGUGGAGUAGCUGAGCAGGACGGUCGGCUGAGAGUGGGAGAUAUUCUAUUAGAGGUGAAUAGUGUGAUUGUGUCCGGGCUGAGCUACAGUAAGGUGGUGGAUAUCCUGCGUAAAGCUGAAGGCACUGUACAGCUCACCAUCUGCAGAGACAUCCUACCCCUAUCCUACUGCGACUCACCUCCACCGCCCAACAUGUCCACUCACACUGAAGCUAUUUUAGCCGAGCAGCCGGCUCCCGUGCCCAGCCAUGAUACCUGUUCCUCGCCUGACGUCAUGCUGAAUAAGCCAGUGGAGCGCCCGCCUGAGGCGACUUCAGACCCUGUGGUCAAUGAAGCUGGUGUGUUCGUUACCUCACCCCCGCCUCCACCACGCCGACUGACUAUCGUAACAGAUGACAUUUCAAUUUCGCAGGAGAGCUGUAACAGCACCCCUUCUCAUCAAGCUUGCUGCCCACCCCUCAAUGUCUCUGACAUUUUGCAUGGAGCUUCUGACAGGAAACAAAUUGUGACCAAACUUUUGGACCGGUCCUGCAAAGACAUCCGGAAAACCCAGUCAGACGGCUGGAGCAGCGAAGAAGAAGAUGAUGAUGAUGUGUUUGACAACAAAGGUCGGGAAAUGACCUCAUCCCAAACAGGCCCACCCAUAGUAUCAGAGGAGGAACUGGCCAGUUUGGCGCUCAUUAGUCCCUCUAAGACCAGCCAGUAUUCAGGCUGCAGGGUCAAAGCUCUCAUCCAUAUUCUGCAGCAUCAACUGGACCAGCAGGAAGCAGUCAAAGAGUUCAUGGCUCUGGAGCAUCUGAAGCCUUCUGACAACUGUCUGGUGGGAAAAGCCCCCGAGAACAGAGAUAAGAACCGCUACCGAGACAUCCUACCCUACGACGAAACCCGUGUUGCCAUUGGAGACAACCAGGACUACAUCAACGCCAGCUACAUCCGCAUGCAAGUCGGCGAUGAAGAGUUCUUCUACAUCUCCUGCCAGGGCCCUCUGCCUUCAACAGUGCCGGCCUUCUGGCAGAUGAUCUGGGAAAACAAGUCUGACGUCAUAGCCAUGAUGACCCAGGAAGUAGAACGGGGAAGGAUCAAAUGUCACAAGUACUGGCCAGAGAAGCUGGGCGUGCCUCUGCAAACUGGCAGGUACCAGCUUCACCUGGAUAACCAACAGUACCUUGAAUACUUCCACAUCAAGGUCAUCCGCAUGGUGGAGACCGAGACCGGUGAGACACAUUUUGUCCGUCACCUGAAGUUCACACACUGGCCUGACCACGGAGUGCCCAAAAGUUCCGAGCAGCUGGUUCGCUUCAUCCGCUACCUGAGGGCGGUGCACCACAAGGGACCAGUUACUGUGCACUGCAGCGCCGGCAUCGGACGCUCAGGAGUUCUCAUCUGCACUGACGUUAUCCUCAGCCUCAUUGAGAACGACUUGUCUAUUAACGUAAGCGACGUUGUAAAAGAGAUGAGACUCCAGCGGCAUGGGAUGAUUCAAAAUAAGGACCAGUACUUCUUCUGCUACAAAGUCUGGUUGGAGGUUUUACAGGGCAUUUUACAGCUUCACGGCAACCAAUGGCAAACGGAAAGUCCCAGAGACCACAAAGUAGUUUGAAUGAUCCCACCUCUAGUUCACCUACCUGUAAAGCACAGACUGUGUAUGAGUAACCAAGUGCAGUCUAUCACAGCAUAGACUGGUGAUACCUUUUUCUUUGGCUGUAGUCAGUUUAGUUAGCUAUAAUAAGAAACCUGUACUUCUUCUCUGUUUUGAUACUUUGUGUUGAGGAGGCCUAUUGUUUAGUUACAAUGACUUCAAUAUUUUUUUGUUUUUUUUGUUCUUGUAUGUGCUCUCGGUGCUGUGAUUAUAUCAAUUUAAUUUAGAUCACUGAGGUUGUUUUUGCCUUUUCAGGCUUAGUGAUUUGCCUUCUGUCUCUAGCAUCUUUUUUAAAUUGUGUGUCACUAUUUGAAUGUAUCUCAUUUAUGUUUCUCCAUGUCCUUUCAUUUGCAAGUUUUUAACAGUCAUAUUGCAUGGAAUUUAAAAUCUUGUAAUAUUCACAUCUGUUAUCUGGUAGUAAUGUCACUAAUGUCAUCAAAGUGCACAAGUGAACAUAAGAUCAUCAUACCAAAGGGAGAAUCUGUUUGUAACCUUGGUGAGUAGCAUUUGAUUAAGCAUUGUGUUAUCAUUUCAUUAAGUGCAUUUGUACCCUGGAGAAAAGGGCAUUAGCAAAAGAACACUAUUGAUUUUUCAGUUCAACAUCUACGGAAAUGAAAAGAAUCAAGUGCCUUGGAAUGACUCACACCGCUUGCUCCACAUCGACCCCGAGCCACUUGUCACAAGCGGUCGGGGACGGAGAGCAAGAAACUGAUUUGAGAGCACCCGGCGGUGGUUAGAUUGAAUGUGCAGCUUUCAGUCUGCUUGUGGUCUGAGGUGAAUGUUUGGUUGAUACAAACCAGAGGAGGAUUACAUCUCACCUUUCAGUUCAAUUGUAAUUUAGAAACAAUGUGAAGUUUGCACACCGCCUGUCAAUCUUUUUUCGUUUGUGGGCCCAUUUUAUACAAAACACUAUCACGUUGAAAGUCUUACUACACAUAAUCACAACUUGCACAUCCUGAUACAGAUAAAGAAUGAUUCAACAUAACAAAUUUUGGGAUGAAUUCAUACAUUUUCAAUUCACUCUUUUACUCAAAUUUGGACGAGGCGUUAACACUAAUUAUCCGUUUUUUCUAGAAUGUACAAAACUGAUUUAAAUUGUUAGCUGCUGGGCUUUCAGGUGUAAUUUGUUAUGUGACAACAUCCUCUAUCUGUAUUCCAUAGCUAUUUUAAUACAAACUCAGCCAAAAAUGCAAAAAAAUAUUAUGAGGUUUACAAACUUUCCAUUUUGCCACCUUAGAUGUAUUUGAUGUACAAAGCAACAGAGCCGCAUCUCCGAGUCACGGAUCAAAAAUGAUUCAUCGCUGCUGGUUUGAACCUCAACCUUUGGAUGUAACUGCUUGUAAGCUUUGUUCUUUUAGCUGCUAUCACACAAACACACACAAACACACACACACAUACACGCACACACACACGCACACACCAGCUCUCUUAUUGCAUGCAGACUCUUAAAGUACAGAAUUUUGAGCCUGGAGUUUGGCUGAAUGACUUGAACAUGAUCAAAAUGUGGAAUGUAACAAAGCAAUACUCUCCACGAGGAGAGAUCAGAAUGUCAACCUCUUACCCGAUAACAUCUUCCAAACUGUUUGGAGCAUGUUGGUAAGACACAUGCAGUACUGUACCUUUGCCAUGUGGAUGGCUACGCAGAGCCAUCAGCCUCUGUAAUGUGUAUGCAACAUCUUUUCAUAAAUGCUGGUCGGUUGGUUUCCAGCGAUAGAUAGGUAACCCUCUGUUAUGUGCAAGUUCAUGUUCUCUUUGAGAUCCUGUUGAUAUGUUUUCUCCCUCAGAUCUUGGAAAAAAUUAUUAUUCUCAAAAAAACUAACAAAAGCACAUUUUGCAUUCAUCUGUGAAAAUGCAUCUUGUACAGUCAAGCAAGUGCUUAUGCAAUAGCAUUGUGAAAUGUAUAAUAACCCUUAAUUGCACAACUGCUUAUUUAUGCUAAAUUAAUCUUGUGUCACUGUACCAGCCACUAUGUAACCAAUAACUGAGAACAAUGUAAUACCUCUCUCUUUAAUU